This is a messenger RNA of Astyanax mexicanus (Mexican tetra), 13025 nucleotides long. Its product is annotated as sacsin-like. The coding region runs from base 24 to 12806 and encodes 4260 amino acids. The record is from RefSeq and is a predicted model, not a curated record. NCBI's taxonomy places the organism in Eukaryota, Metazoa, Chordata, Actinopteri, Characiformes, Acestrorhamphidae. The transcript is spliced from 7 exons.
CAGGAAAUCAUAAAGGAGGAACAAUGAGUCUUUCAGCAAGAAAAAGAAAGAAAAAAAAUGCCUUUGGGGCAAAAACUCCACCCUUUAUCGACUACCUAAAGGAGAUUUUGCGAAGGUACCCUGAUGGAGGACAGAUUUUGAAGGAGUUAAUACAGAAUGCAGAUGAUGCUGAAGCUUCAAAAAUUGUGUUCACCUAUGAUGAGAGAACGUACGGGACUGACAGCGUGUGGAGUGAAGCUCUUGGAAAGUAUCAAGGACCUGCACUCUACGCUUACAAUGAUGCAGUCUUCACUGAGGAGGACUGGAAGGGUAUUCAGCAAGUCGGAAGGAGCAUCAAGCAGGAGGAUCCAACCAAAGUGGGGAGAUUUGGGAUUGGCUUCAACUCUAUUUACCACGUUACAGACUUGCCAUGUGUAUUUAGUUCCAAACACCUUGCUGUUUUCGACCCACAAAAGAAGAUGUUCGAUGAUGAGCAGGAGGGCUACCGAUGGUCACUGGAUGACGAGGAGGACAGAAAGCACCUCCUGGAAUACACAGAUCAGUUCAAGCCAUUUCAAGAUAUAGUACGUCUGGUUUGCGACUGUUCUUGGGAGAAAAUUAUCAGUGAACAGGACUUUAGAGGAACGCUGUUCCGCUUUCCUUUGCGCAGCGAAGCCUCCGAGAUCUCUGAUAAUUUAUACGACUCCAGCAAGGUCACACAGCUCUUCAGCAGCUUCAUAGCAGAUGCAGAGAUCAGCCUUCUGUUUCUCAGAAAGGUUUCAUCCAUUUCUUUGGUGCAUAUUGACACAAACGGCAGCGUCAACGUUAGGAAGAAAGUUUCUGUGACAUCUCCUGCAAGUCUGCUUCCUGCUCCUCAGGAAGGUUUCGAAACAGAGUUCCUAAAAGGUAAAACCAACUUUAAAACGGUGUUCUGCUUUUCAUCAUCUGAGCCUGAGACAAAGAUGGAAUGGCUUGUGACGACCAGUCAUCUAACAGAAGGACGUGUACCUGAGAUCCACACCCUUGCUGAGAAGCUAAGCUUUCUUCCUCAGGUUGACAUAGCAUUUCAGUGUGAUGAAGUCAGAACAUGCGACACAGGAAGACUGAGCUGCUUUCUGCCCCUUCCCAACAAUGAGACCAAUAACACAGGCCUACCGGUUCACGUAAAUGCAUGUUUCGGACUUACAGACAACAGAAGAUACAUCAAAUGGCAGGAGGAGGACCAGAAGAAUGAUGAAUUAGCGGCGUGGAACGAGCUGCUGAAAAAGGAGGUUCUUCCUCAUGUGUAUCUCAAGAUGAUCAGUGAUGCUGUACAGUUAUGCAGAAACUCAAUGCUGCCUGCCAGCACUGUCUACAGUCUAUGGCCUGACCUGAGCAAGACCGAACACAAUAAGAGAUGGCACGAAGUUGCACUGGAUGUCUUUAUGCAUUUAUUCCAGAGUACAGAAGUCUUUUCUCUGGCUGAAAAUCAGAAAAACUGGGUGGCGGCUUCAGAAUCUGUUUUCCCAACCAACAAUACAGAUACCGAUGUGAUGUCAGCAGUUUCACGGUUAUUGAUUGCAAAUGGAGAAAACCUCGUCACUGUUACAGAUCACGUACUGAAAGCUGUGGAAACAGUUUUCCCAGAACCUGCUACCCUGAAAUGGGUGACCCCAGGCUUUGUUAGAAAUGUGCUCCGCAGAGCUGAGAUUGGUAAUGUCUGUAGAGAUGACAGAUUGUUGCUCCUGGAGUACGUCCUCAGUGACGGAAAGUAUGAAGAGCUUCAUGGUCUACAGCUUAUACCACUGAGUGAUGGAAGCUUCAGGUCAUUCACCAAUAAGGAUGAAGACACAGUGUUGAUUGACAACAAGGAGUUUUCAAGGGUCCUGCUGCCUUUCUGCAAAGAGAGAUUUUUACCUGCAGAUUUGAAUAGAAAUACAAUCCAGCAUUUCAGACAGAUGGCUCUGACAAAUGCCGACUCGUACAAAAUCAUUGAUUUGGACGCAGAGAGUGUGGCAUCAUUUGCCAAGAAUAACUUACCCAUAGACUGGAUGAAGGCUGAAGGUCAUGUGAAAUGGAAUCCCGAUGAAGAUGGCCACCCACCAAAAACAUGGCUUACUGAAUUCUGGAAAUUUCUACAUUUUCACUGUGAGGAUCUAAGCAGUUUCAUUGGCAUGCCUUUAAUUCCCCUGGAACCACUUCAAAAAACUGGCAGUUCUGCACUGUUAGCCAGACUGGAGAGGAAUUCCACGCUGAUCUUUCAGAGUAGCAGAGAUUCCAGCUUACCAGAUCAAAUUCAGAAUGUGAUAAAGAUGGUGGGAGGCACAGUCAUUAAGAAGGAUGAAUGUCUCAGACAUCAUGACAUUGAAAGUUAUGUCCUGACAGCUUCACCAAAGAAUGUUCUGCAAGUCCUGUUAAACUCUGAUACUGACAAAGUCAUUAGCAGCAUUGCCAGUGCUUCACUUCAUGAAAAAGAAGACUUUAAAAUGUAUAUUUCUUCUUUGGAUUUGAUCUCUGAUGCUGAGAGACGUUUACUUUCAGUGCUGCCACUCUUCAGACUGAUGUCUGCAACAUAUGUUGGUAUUGAUUCAAAGCAGGCAGUUAUUUUAAAGUCGAAUCCGGCCAUUCCAACAGAUUUGCCUGUACCAGAGACCAUCGUACAGUGUGCAAAUGAAGCUGACCGAAGGAUUUUGACUCUCCUCAAUGUUAAUCUGCUGGAUGCUGCUCAGUUGGCUGUCCACUUGGUUGAUUACAUUAAAACAAAUGGUUUCAACAAAGAGGAGGAACAGAAAAUUAUGACUUGGAUACUGACUCAUGGAAAUGUCCUACUCUCACAAAGUGAGGAACUGCUCAGAAAAACCAAGAAUCUCAGGUUCAUUGAAACAGAACAGGGGGAGCGCAAGCAACCAUCAAGUGUUUUCGACCCUACAAACAAAACAUUUCAAGAUCUUUUGGAUGAAGAUUUUUUUCCACCUCCAGUCUACAGGACAACCCAGAUUCUUCAGAGUUUGAGACAACUUGGCCUACGAACAAAAGAAGAGGAAAUAUCUUCAGAAAUUGUGCUCCAUGUCGCCUCACAAAUUCAAAAGCUCAGUGUCCACUCUCAAAAUAUUGCACUUCAAAAAGCAGAUGCUCUUGUAAGUGUACUAAAUAGAAAUGAUUUGCCCUCAAAUUUCUCUGAAGAAGAAAGAAGACAGCUUCUUCGAACACAGUGGGUGCCGUGUGAAAAUCCAUGUUCAAUAAACAGUAAUAGUCAGAAGAAAUGUCUCUACAAACCAGUUGAAAUAAGGGCCUUAAUAUACUUACCAAUUGUGGGUCAUGUCAUGCCACUUAGCUCAGAGUUAAGUGAUGAUAUUUGCCGAAAACUUGAUCUUUUUGACCUUCCUCCAGCUGAGAAGGUAUUGGAGAAUCUGAGUGUUCUGGGGUCAUUGGUUCCAGUCAUGGUCAACCCAGACUCAGAUUAUGAAUUUAAAAACAAGUUGCACAGCACUUACAGAUUCAUGCAACAAAAUAUUGAAUAUUUCAGAGAGGAGAUGACUGAGAAAAGCCUGGCCUGGCUCUGGUGUCAGAAUGACUUUGUCUCGCCUCAGGAUGUAGUGCUGUCCUAUCCACGGGAGUUAGAUCUGAGCCUUUACAUCAAGAAAGUACCACAUGAAUUUUUGCAAUAUGCUGACAUGCUAAAAGAGUUUGGUGUAAAGGAAACACUCUCUGAUGAGGAGAUUGAAGACAUAUUCCAUGACAUUAAACGAAGCAUUGAUGGUAGAAGUCCACCUUAUGGCGAGCAGUCUGAACUUAAGGUGUUAAUAGCCAUUCUUGACUGGAUGCGGAAGAAUGAAAAACCUUUAAAAGACAGCACCCCUGUGCCUGUCAGGGCACAGAACGGAAACUUCACCCUACAGCCUUUGAAAAAUACAGUCUUCUGUGACCUCAGUGAUGAAGGAUUAGAUGACCUGAGACAUGACCAGGAGGAAUUUCAUGUCAUCCACGAAGAAAUCUUAGGUGUCACUGCAAAAUGGCUGAAAACUCCUUUGCUAAGUACCCGCAUUUUAAAGCCACAGAUCAUUACAGCUGAGGAACUGUAUCCGGGAAUUGAGCAGUGUGGUCAGACAGAACCAAUUACUCAAAGAAUCAAAAACAUACUCAAAGAUUAUGAUGAGGAAAGUGACAUUUUCAAAGAACUCCUACAAAAUGCAGAAGAUGCUAAGGCAAGCACAUGCGGAUUCCUGCUUGACUUUAGAACGCACCCAGCAGAAGGUCUCAUCGAUGAUGGGAUGAGUUUAUGCAAUGGACCCUGUCUUUGGAGCUUCAACAAUGAACUCUUCUCAGAUGAAGACUGGAAAAACAUUGUCAGAGUUGGGUCAGCCUCAAAAGAAAACAACAUGGAGAAAAUAGGCAAAUUUGGACUUGGCUUUAAUGCUGUUUACCACUUGACAGAUAUUCCAUCUAUUUUAAGUGGUAAACGUCUACUUAUUUUUGAUCCAAACGUCACCCAUUUGGAAAAGCACAUACGCAGUAAAUCAAAUCCUGGAAUUAAACUUGACCUGUUACAAGAGAGACUAUUUAGGUGGUUUCCUGGACAGUUUCGAUCUUAUCAAGGAGUUUUCGGUUGCGAUCUAGCAAAGAGCAGCCAGAAUGUUUACAAUGGCACUUUGAUUAAAUUACCAUUUCGCACUCAGGAAGAAGCUUGUAAGUCCGAGAUUAGCUGCAAGGUGUUUGAUAAAGAACACAUGAAUGCUUUUCAGAAACAUUUCACUGAUGAAGUCCAAAGUGCCCUGCUUUUUCUUAAAAACAUAAGGUCUGUGUCUCUUCAAAUGAUUUCUGAAGAUGCUUCCACCCCACCACUUCAGAAUCAAACUCAGGCACUCCACAAAAUCUCCACUGAGACUGUCUGUUCAAUAGAAAUAUCAAAUGAAACACAUGUUCAAGCCAUCAGGAAUGCUUUGGAAAACCUUGAUCCAAAUUGUCACAGGAUUGUCGAUUGCUUUGCAGCACACAUUGCUGAAACAGUUCACGAACAUGUUGAGAGAACCAACACUCAGUACUGGUUUCUCUACUCUUGUAUUGGGACAAAGAAUUCACUGCACAUGUUCCAGAGAGAAAUACAGGACUGCAAGUUUUCCCUGCCUGUUGGGGGGGUUGCUGCACCUUUACAGAGAGAAGCACACGAUGUUUGGUCCCCUGAUAAAAGCUGUGAAGUUGGCCAGGCCUUUUGCUUUCUUCCUCUUCCAAUAGAGACAGGCCUCCCAGUUCAUAUUAAUGGGUCAUUUGCUGUCACAUCAAACAGGAAAGCUCUAUGGCAAAGUGGCAUAAAGUGGCAGUGGAACAAAGCAUUGCUCCAGGAUGCUAAUUCCACUGCCUAUGUCACCACACUGCUCGAACUAAAGAAGAUGGCCCAAGAUGGGAAACUUCAAAACUAUGAUUACCACACAUUUUGGCCUGAUGCUAAAAAAGUAAAUAAAGCAUUUCAACCCAUGGUUGCUGCUUUCUAUUCAGCCAUUACACACCCAACUGUCAGAUGUCUAGAGCUUUUCAGUAAUGGACAAACCUGGUGCUCCAUUGACAAUGUGAGAUUUCUGGAUCCAAGUAUUGAAAACAAUAAAGCAGUGGGAGACCUUGCCAUGAAAGUAUUCCUGAGUAAUGCCGAAUCAGGCUACUGUGCUGUACCUUUGCCAUCGUGGGUAAGAAACAGCUUCAUUCACUGUGGUUUCCGUGAGACGGUAACAGAAAGGACUUUUCACUGGGUUGAGUUUUAUCAAGUAGUUUUUAAGAACUUGAGCAACAUGGAUCCACACUGUAGGAAUGCUCUUAUAUUGAAUGCUCUUGACCUAAAUGAUCCAGACAUUGAUGAAUUACUAAAAAGUAAUCCGUGCAUUCCAACACAGAAAACGGACAAACUUCAGUUCAUCAACAAACUUGUGCACCCGCAUGGAAAAGUAGCCUGCUUGUUUGAGCCAGAGGAAGGACGUUUUCUUGAUGGAACCAAAAAUGACUACUUCAGUCCCAAAAGAAUUCUGCGACUGUCAGGCUUGGGGAUGGUGACGGGUUCUCUCACAUUAGAGGAAAUUGUUGAGAGAGCCAAGACUAUUCCAAGAGUUUGGACAGAGGAUAAAAAGAAAGCACAGAAAUGCCUCCAAUGUCUCUUUGACUGUAUGAAUGAAUACAGUAAUGUCCGUUCUCCACACUGGGAAAAACUAAAACAUAUACCGUUCCUUCCUGCCGUGGGUACUGACCUGAAUAAUAGAGUGUUGGCCACACUCAAAAAGCCAUCUGAAGUCUAUAGUCACAGGCACUACUAUUUGGUAAGCAUGAGUGAAUUCACUGUUGAUCACUCCAACUUGCUUGUACAGCCUGAUCACCCUGUUCUCGAAACACUGGAAGUGAACAGGAACCCAUUAGUUGAGACAGUGCUCAAACAACUGAAAGAGGCCCACAACCAUUCAGAGUCUUUUGAAAAAUCUGUGCUUUUUAAUGUGGCCUACAGCUGUUAUGACUAUCUCAACAAGUAUUUGAUUCAUAGAGGGGAUCCCACCGCCAUUGUUGACCAAGCUAAAUCACUUCCGUUUGUCUUCAUUGAGGACAAGUUUGUAAAUGUGUGGUCAGUUGCCAAGAGCAGGGAUUUUGAAGAGAAACCAUAUCUCUUUUCCCUCCCAGCCAUUUUCUCCAGAUUUGAGAAUCUUUGGACCUGUGUCGGCAUCAAAAGUCAUUUCACCACAAAGCAGUUUGUGACUGUACUAGAGAAAAUCAGUACAUUACCUGGACCUCUUUCAAAUUCAGAUCUUCAAACUUGUCUUUCCAUACUUACAAAGGGACUUUACCAGGCCAAAGCUAAGGUUAAAGACUGUCUUCUACCUGAUGAAAAAGGUGUGCUCACAGUGUCAAGCAAGCUGAAGUACAAUGACAGUCCAUGGAUGCCAGUGCAAGCUGGGGUAAAUCUUUGCCAUAAGCUAGUACCUCGAUCAGUUGCCUGUCACUUUGGUGUGGAAACAACACGACACCACACUCUAAACAACCAUUUAGUUAGAAGGUUUUCUCCACUUACUCAAGAGUUCGGACAACAUGAGAAACUAACUGUCAGAAUUAAGAACAUUAUUGAAGCCUAUCCAUCCAAGAAGGAUAUCCUAAAGGAACUCAUACAGAAUGCUGAUGAUGCAGAAGCAACAGAGAUCCACUUUAUAUGGGACAAGAGAAAGCAUAAGACUGAAAAAAUAUUUGGAGAAAAAUGGAAGCUGCUUCAGGGCCCAGCACUUUGCGUGUACAACAACAAACCAUUUUCUAAUGAUGACUUGAAUGGGAUUCAGCAGCUUGGGGAAGGUGGGAAACAUGGCACUUUGGGUAGGACUGGGAAAUACGGACUUGGCUUUAAUUCUGUUUACCAGCUGACUGAUUGUCCCUCUAUACUCACUGGUGACAAAUAUCUCUGUAUAUCGGACCCACACCUGCAAUAUGUGGAAGAAGGAAAAAAGGAAUCACCAGGCUGCAUGUAUUCACUGGAUGAAGAUUUUAAAGAGUCUUUUAAUGAUGUUUACCAUACAUUCCUUCCUGAAAAGUUUGCUCUUUCGUCUGGAACCAUGUUCAGGCUUCCCCUCAGGACAGAAGCAAUGGCAAUGAAAUCUGAUAUAUCUACACACGUAACCAGAGAUGAUGACAUGAAAGCACUUUUAUGGGCUUUGAUUGAAGAUCCUGAGGGACUGAUUCUCUUCCUGAAACACAUCACAAAAAUUCAGUUUCAUGUGAUCGACACAGACGGAAGUGAACUGGGUAUUUUCUUAAUUGAGAAAAAUGUCACUGAGGGUACCCAAAAGGUAAAGGACACUUUUUAUAACCAUGUCCGUACUUCUCUCAAAUCUGGGCAUGUUAUCCCACAUCAAACAGUAUAUGAAGUGCAGAUAUCCACUGGAAAAAAGCAAAGCCAUUGGGUUGUUGCAGAGCAAUUUGGCCCUGACCUGCAACACCUUCAAAAGGGAAGAAACUGCUCUGACCUCAGAGUGCCUCAAGUGGCCGUGGCUGCCUGUAUAUCCACAAACCAUUCUGAGGAGGAAUUUACUGGAAGAGCUUUUUGCUCUCUACCAUUGCCAGACAAGACUGGUCUUCCAGUCCAUGUGAAUGGGAACUUUGAAGUGGAUUAUUCGAGAAGAGAUCUGUGGAAAGAAGAUGAGGACAGUUUUAGGAUUGCUUGGAAUCAAUUCCUAAAAAAGAAUGCCCUGGCACCUCUAUACGCUCUCCUUCUAAAUCAUCUCUGUGCUAAGUUUAAGACAAACGAACCCAAUAGUUUAACCAUUAUCAGAUCACAACUGGACUUUUGCUUCAGGUUCUUCCCUUUUGUCUCAAAAAAAGUAGCUCAAGGUUGGCAUGAGAUGAUCUAUCAAGUCUACAGAUCAAUCAGUAACCAAAACCUUCCUGUGAUACCUACCGUAAGAAGUGUUGUUGAUGACCAUUCAUAUCUCUCACAGUCAAAGUACAAAGUAACCUGGUCCAGCGUCUCAAAGCAAGAUAUAUCAGAUUUACCUCAUUUUAUGAUGGAUCACCAUGAGCACAUUUUCAAAGUUUUGGAGCGCAUCGGAAUGAACCUGGUACCAUGCUCAUGGACAAUGGAAAAAUUAAAGCAGAGUUUUAUAAAUGCAGGUGUGGAAGUGGCUAAAGUCAGCCCUUCGUCUGUGAUCAGUUAUUUGAAGAGAAAAACACUGAAUGAUCCAUCACAAACUUCUGAUGAUUUACCAUUACCUGUCAGCCGGACUUUGAUUAAAGAUGCACAAAAUUGCUCAAAACUACUGAACUUUUGCCUUACAAAUGUAAAUGGGUCCAGAUUUGUUGACCUUGAUGGGCUCCCUCUCUUGCUCACUCAAGAUCAGGUGUUAAGAAAGUUCAACUCUGACUCUCCAAAACUAAUUUCAAGAUUUACCAACAUUUUUCUUGGAUAUGAGUCUGUAUUUGCAAAUUUUAGUGUGAACAGCCCACACAUGACAAUUCUCCAAGAGGGAAAUUACAUUCAGAAAUUGAGUAUCCCAGUGGCAGCAAAGAUUCUAAAACCAGUACUUCAGCAUUUUCUACAAAAUUCAUCACUAAAUCAGAGGAAUGGACUUUAUUCAGCAGGCAAAGAGAUGACCACAUGGUUAAAGGAACUUUGGAAGUUCUUUUGCAUUCAAGACAGAAAUGCUUUCUGUGAAAUAAAAAAGCACUUUUUUGACUGGCCCAUUGUACCCGUCACUAGCCCAAGUCAAACAGGAACAAUUUUCCUACAGAAAAUCAGUAACCUUCAGAGUGUUGUUUCUGAUUCCAGGGAAUACAUCUCUUCUAUCCUCUUGAAACUUGGAUUCACUGUAUUAGCUCGUACGUUUUUCACAGAUCUUGGUGAUUUGCUGUACAAAUGUGUUGACCCAGAACUUCUGGAUACCGGAGACACUACUGCUGUUUUACAACAGCUGAAUCAGGUCCCUCCUUCACAGUUUAAGGUGCUUUCUAGUGCAGACGCUGAUGAGAUGCAGCAUUUCUUACAAUCUGGCAUCAUCAGAUGCUUCAGGAACAGAGAUACUUAUCAGAAAAUGCUCAUGUCUUUACCUUUGUUUGAGACAAUAUUUGGAACACGGCAAAGGAUUGAUUUGCACAAAAAUGUGUUCAUACUGAAAACUGAGUACCAAGAAAGGUUUCCAGACUUGUACAAUUUGGAUGACUGUAAUGGAAUUUUCCUCAAGAACAGUUUUGUGAAUUCAGCUCUAUCAGAAAGUCUCAAAAUACGUAUUUUAGGAGAUUUGGAGUACUGUGUACUUUACCUACUCCCCUCUGUACACAAGCUCCAGAUAAACAAGCUGCAUGAUUUGGUGAAACUUGUAGUGCAACUGAGGCAAAAUCGCAGCUAUGAGAAUUAUCGAGACAGAAUUGUUUCAACAUUGCAGCAUGUCAAAUUUGUUCAGGACAUCCAUGGUGAUCUUCAGAUGGCAUCAUACUUCUUUGAUGACAAAGUAAACCUCUAUAGGGUUAUGCUUCCAAAAGAGAGGUUUGUACCAAAAGCCUUUUGGGAAAUGUUUUCAAAUACAUAUGAUGAAACACAUGCCACAAAUCUUCUGAAGGAACUAGGACUGAAAUAUGAGGUAUCGGAGAAGGAGAUCCUUCAAUUUGCUCGUCAAAUUGAAAUUGAUGCCAGAGGUAACACGGACCUAGGCAUUCUUAAACUUCGAUCUUCAACAUUAUUCAAGACUGUUUUGCAGAAAAGCACAGAGAAAACCUCAUUUUUGAUGCAGCAAAUUGCAUCAGUGAAAUUUAUCUUUCCUGUUCAGGUUGAGUCAAAUCUUUGCAAUUAUCACAGGGCUUUUGCUCAAGAAAGAGACGUUGUUGCUAUCAAAGGAUCAUUGCUGGAAAGAGACGUGAGAAACCAGUGUCUCAUAUGGACUGCUAUGCCUAUACUGCCCUCGGGAGACUGCACCACCAAACACCUAAAUGCAUUGAAGUGUGGUGGAGCCUUUGAUGAGCCACCUUCAGGACAAGUCAUGCAGAACUUGAAAAAUAUCUGUAGAGCUCCAUGCACAAGUGCAUUUUUAAUAAGCAUACGAGCUGCUGUCUUCAACAUUUCAUAUGCACACCUGCAGUCAGAGCAUUUUAAUGCUUCUGUUUUGGCCAACCUUCCUCUGAUUCUCACGGAAAACGACACACAACUUGUAAAAGCUAGUCAAGCAGUCCUUUGCCUUCAAAAUUCUAGUGAGUUUAGGCCUUACCUAUACCCCAUCCAAGGGAAACAUGCUAUCUAUUCAGAGUUCUUCAAGAAAAUUGGGGUUGAAGAGAAGCCUACAUUUGCGCAACUGUGUACAGUGCUCCAGGAAAUCUACACAGAUUGUUGUGACAAGAAUACGCUUCAGCCGAACCAGCAGAAAACAGUUCAACGUGCUGUCCAGCAACUUUUCUCUGUGAUUAAAGAAGAGCCCAGAGUGUGUAAAGUUCACAGGAACACACUGUAUCUCCCAUCAACAGAUGGAAAACUCUACGAGUCCAGCACACUGUAUUUUAAUGACACCGUCUUUCAGGCCAAAAGACUCGAGGAUCCACUAAAAGAAAAGUUGAAGAUGCUUGAGAAGCUAAACCGCUGUCAUCUUGGAAAUGACCAGUAUGAACAUCAGAAACUACUGCAGAGACUUCCACAGAACAUUCGACCUAAGCUUCUCUCUCAAGUUAUCUAUGAGAAUCUGGUUGGUGGACAUGCUGAACUUUGUGAAUACAGACAAGAAUGUGAAUUUCGUACUGCAUUUGAGAAGCGGUUGUCCUCACGUGCAUUUCGUCACGGUCUUAUCUGUUUGAUCAGAGAACAGAGCAAGGGUUCUAUUUCACAAACUGAUGCUGCACGCAUGUGCGACAGCAUUUUUGGUAAAAUUCAGAUCAUCUGUUGCAGAACUCUCCAAACUGAGCUUUUGUUGAACAAGGAGCCACUGGAAGGUACCAAGUCAGAAACACAGGUUUAUGUGAACAAGCAGCAAGAUGGGUGUACCUUUUAUUUGCAACACAAUGAUAACAUGGCUCUAAAGGUAAUGAAUGAAGUCAACAUGCAUCUUACCACAGAAAUCAAUGGGCUUCUUGAAAAUAACCUGAAGUCCUCCAUGCUACCCAUUAUUGGGCAGCUUUUGUUGUGUGAUGACAUGGAGGAUGUUGAAAGGAUCAUGGAAAAAAAUGGAAUCCAUAACAGCGUGAGUGAAGAAGGUGGUUUCAGUGUCCGUCCAAACCCUGGAAGUCCUAUACCAGAGGAAUGGUUAGAUUCCCUUGAUAUGAACCCCCUCAACAGUUUUGAAAAAGGAGAGUAUGUUGGCUUCAGAAGAGAUGAAUCAAAAGAUGAAUAUUUUUUUGCCAUCAUUGUAGAAUGUCUGGAUGAGGAACCAGGACAGAUCAGACGAAAUCCUUCGAGAUACAGAAUACUGAUUGGGAAAGACGAGUUUAUUGAUGUAAGCUCUCUGGAUCUUUAUCAGUUUAAGAGAGAAAGAAGAUCAGGUCCAGUGAUCUAUUCCUCCUGCAGAGAAAUAGCCAUAAUUUCAGAGAUUCUAGAGUGUAUGCCCUCACAGAGAAGGUCCACACCACGAACACCAGAGGAGAGACCCAUUCAACAAACACUGGAGGAGGUCAAAAGAGAGAUUGAUCGAUGUCUGGAAGAAAUCUGGAAAAUGUCCAAUGAGGACAAGCAUAAAGCUAUCAGACGCCUUUAUCUAAAGUGGCACCCAGAUAAGAACUUGGACAAUCCUGACCUUGCAAACAUGGCUUUUAAAUAUCUGAAGGAUAGAAUUGAGGAGCUGCAGCGAGGGCAUACCGAACGUAGCACAUCCUCCAGCUGCAGUAACUUCAGAGAUUACUGGUCAACAUGGAAUGAUGAGGCCAGGACUCACAGGAGAGGGCGACAGCAAUUCCAUCAGAACAAUUCCAGACAGCAAUAUAAUUUUUGGUCAUAUUACAGACAAAGUGACACACCAAGACCAGACAGAGAACAAGCGAAACGCUGGAACAGACAGGCAGCAUGUGACCUCCUUGCUGCUGAGCGUGAAAUUGAGGAGAGUCCAGAGUGGUGUCUGUUUAAAGUGCAUCAGGCAGUAGAAAAAGCCCUGAUAGCUUCAGAGUACAGAAAAAAUGGGCGCCAUCCCGGGAACUGCUCCAUAACGAGUCUCGCCCAGCAGGUUUCCCACUACAGCCCCUACCUCAGUGAGGUUCCCAGUGCUGUAGCCCAGCUUAGGACACUGGGUGUUGAUGCCAAGAAAACUCAGUACCCAAAUCUCCACCCAUCUCCUCGCAUACCACACGAGCAGUUCAAAUCUGAAGAGGCAAGACAGGCAGUGAACACUGCAAGAAACCUGCUGAUUAAUCUACACAAAUAUAUUACUGAAUGAAAGAUUUCUAUAAUGGUAUAAGUCAUGUAUACUGGGUAGUGUGUCUUGAGCACAGUCUUUCUUGAUUAUGAUAUUUACUGCAGAAAUAAUUGAUGUAGAAAUUAAGAGUAAAAACUGAUUAGUUAAAAGUGAGUUAUAUUUUAAUUCAUAUGUUGCUUCUCUUUUGUAUCACUCUUUUAUAAUGUCUUCCUGCAUUUUUCUGUUAUAUCUAUGUAGUUU